This is a messenger RNA of Adineta ricciae, 402 nucleotides long. NCBI's taxonomy places the organism in Eukaryota, Metazoa, Rotifera, Eurotatoria, Adinetida, Adinetidae. The record is from the annotation of a GenBank genome assembly.
AUGGAGAAGUGUUAUGCACUUUUUUGGCUUUACAGUAUAGCAUGUGACUCUAUACUACGUCGUUUCAUAUUAGAAACUUUUACACUAUCGAAAUGGUUAGCUGAUUCAGGUCCCAAUGUUAUUUUAAUCAUCGAUGACGAUACGAGCUGGAGUAAUCUAGGGACGAAUUGGCCCAAUACACGUGAUACACCAUUUCUUUAUCACUUAGCCUCGAUAAGUCUUCGUUUAACGUAUUAUCAUAGUGGAGCUUCGGUUUCCAGUGUAAGUCGAGCGACUCUGUUAACUGACCGAUUACCGUUACGAACGGAUGUUUGGCAAAACUUGGCUGCUUCGACUCUUCGAGGAUUGCCGACCAAUGAAACUGUUCUAUCCGAGUAUCCCAAAACCCUGCUUGCGUUCUGA